GGGAAUGCUAAGCUAGGACUGGCUGCUUGGAGUGGAGCUGAGGGAGAGACAUUCUGGGGCAGAAGCCGAGGGUAGGCGUCCUUUGAUAGCAUUUUACAUACAAGUCCGGUUAGCAGAUUUAUGGCAGUGAUUAUUGCCACUGUAAACUAGGUACCUGAUACUUUGUGCUGCUUGAUAAAUGAAAAGCUCUAACACAAGCGAUAGGCAAAGAUUUUUGCAGGGUUGAGCAGUUUGAGGAUGGACAGAAUAUUCAUUCCCAGAUAUGACAGCUUGGAAAGAUUUCAAGUUAUGCUUGUAGCAAAAAUGCAGUAAUAAAAGUGCAAGUUCUGAAGGCUAGACACACUAAAACUGUUUCAGAUCAAAACGGAAAUUUGCUUCACCCCUUUGUGAUUGAAAAAUAUUAAAGCAACCAUGUAUGGAAGUGCAAGAACAAUAAGCAAUUUGGAAGGCAGCCCUGCCAGAUCUCCACGUUUACCAAGAUCUCCUCGUUUGGGGCAUAGGAGAAUAAACAGUGGAGGGGGCACUGGGGCAGGUAAGACAUUGUCAAUGGAGAACAUUCAGUCCUUAAAUGCAGCUUAUGCUACGUCAGGACCUAUGUAUCUAAGUGACCAUGAAGGGGUUGCAUCUACUACUUAUCCCAAAGGUACCAUGACUCUAGGAAGAGCUACAAAUCGUGCUGUGUAUGGUGGUAGAGUCACAGCUAUGGGAAGCAGCCCAAAUAUUGCUUCAGCAGGGCUUACACAUACAGAUGUUCUUUCUUACACUGAUCAACAUGGCAGCCUCACAACCUCUUCUCAUCACCAUCCUGUUCCAUCAGCGUUAAGACAAGUAAGGGAUACUGCAAUGCUUGACCUACAAGCACAACUGAAGGAUCUACAAAGGGAGAAUGAACUUCUGAGAAAGGAACUUGAUAUUAAAGACAGUAAGCUUGGAACAUCAAUGAACAGCAUUAAAACUUUCUGGAGUCCUGAGCUGAAGAAGGAGAGAGUUUUGAGAAAAGAAGAAGCUGCCAGAAUGUCUGUUAUUAAGGAACAGAUGAGAAUGUCUCAUGAUGAAAAUCAGCAUCUGCAAAUGACAAUCCAGGCUUUACAAGAUGAGCUUAGAACCCAAAGGGAUCUUAAUCAGCUUCUUCAGCAAGAAAGUGGAAACAGAAGUGCUGAACAUUUUACCAUUGAACUUACAGAAGAAAAUUUCCGUAGGCUUCAGGCAGAGCAUGACAGACAAGCUAAGGAGCUUUUCCUUUUAAGAAAAACAUUAGAAGAAAUGGAGCUACGAAUUGAAACUCAGAAGCAAACAUUAAAUGCAAGGGAUGAGUCCAUUAAAAAGCUACUAGAAAUGCUACAGAGCAAAGGUUUGCCAUCAAAAUCUAUGGAGGAUGAUAAUGAAAAAACUCGCAGGAUGGCAGAGGCUGAAGCUCAGGUCAGUCAUCUGGAGGUCAUUUUGGAGCAGAAGGAAAAGGAAAACCUUCAUCUCAGAGAGGAACUACACAGAAGAACCCAACUCCAGGCAGAACCCGCAAAGACGAAGGCUCUUCAGACUGUCAUUGAGAUGAAGGAUACCAAAAUUGCUUCUCUUGAGAGAAAUAUGAGGGACCUUGAAGAUGAAGUGCAGAUGUUAAAGACAAACGGGGUACUAAAUACAGAAGACAGAGAGGAAGAGUUAAAACAAAUGGAGGUGUACAAAAGUCAUUCCAAGUUCAUGAAAAGCAAGGUAGAUCAAUUAAAGCAGGAGCUGUCAAAGAAAGAAUCAGAACUUCUUGCCUUACAAACCAAGCUUGAAACGCUAACAAAUCAAAAUUCCGAUUGUAAACAGCAUAUAGAAGUACUGAAAGAGUCCUUAACCGCCAAAGAACAGAGAGCAGCCAUCCUACAGACGGAGGUUGAUGCACUACGGUUACGACUGGAAGAGAAAGAAACAUUUCUUAACAAAAAAACAAAGCAACUACAGGAUCUCACAGAAGAAAAGGGGACACUUGCUGGAGAGAUUCGUGAUAUGAAAGAUAUGUUGGAAGUAAAAGAAAGGAAAAUUAAUGUUCUCCAGAAAAAGAUUGAAAACCUUCAAGAACAACUUAGAGACAAGGAUAAACAGCUUAGUAACCUAAAAGACAGAGUGAAAUCACUUCAGACAGAUUCUAGCAACACAGAUACUGCCUUAGCAACAUUAGAAGAAGCACUUUCAGAAAAGGAAAGAAUCAUUGAGCGCCUAAAGGAGCAGAGGGAGCGAGAUGAUCGAGAAAGGGGGGAAGAAGUUGAGACGUAUAAAAAAGAAAACAAGGAGCUCAAGGAGAAGGUUAACACAUUACAGGCUGAGCUGACCGAGAAAGAGUCCGGGCUACUAGACCUAAAAGAACACGCAUCAUCAUUGGCAUCAGCUGGCUUGAAAAAAGAUUCAAAAUUAAAAUCACUAGAGAUAGCCAUAGAGCAGAAGAAGGAAGAAUGUAGUAAGUUGGAAGCACAACUCAAAAAGGCUCAUGAAGCAGAGGAGGAUGCAAGGAUGAACCCCGAAGUUGUAGAGAGACUGAGACAGUUUGAGCGGGAUGCAGCAUACUAUAGGGAAGAGUGUGGCAAAGCUCAGGCUGAAGUCGACAGACUUCUAGAAAUCCUUAAGGAAGUUGAAAAUGAAAAGAAUGAUAAAGACAAGAAAAUUGCAGAACUCGAAAGCUUGGCUUCCAGACAAUUGAAGGAUCAGAAUAAGAAAGUGUCAAACAUAAAGCACAAUCAGCAGAUAGACAAAAAGAAAAAUACCCAGAUACUAGAGGAUAAUCGCCGACGUGAAGACAUCAUGAUGGACAACUCUCACCACAUGCAGCUAGAAGAUAUGAUCACUACACUAGAAAAGACCAGACAAGAGCUGGAGUCCACUAAAGCACGCUUGUCAUCUACACAGCAGUCGUUGGCUGAGAAAGAUGCGCAUCUGUCCACUUUAAGGAUGGAGAGGAGGAAACAGCUUGAGGAAAUACUGGAGAUGAAGCAAGAAGCUCUACUCGCUGCUAUCAGUGAAAAGGAUGCAAAUAUUGCCUUACUAGAACUGUCUGCCUCAAAAAAGAAAAAGACACAGGAAGAAGUAAUGGCUCUCAGAAGGGAAAAAGACAGGCUAGUACAUCAGUUGAAACAACAAACACAAAACAGAAUGAAGUUGAUGGCAGAUAGUUAUGACGACGAUCAUCACCGUCACCACCAUCAUCACCACCAUCACCGCCAUCGAUCACCGGGAAGAGGACAACAUUCCAAUCACCGACCUUCUCCGGAUCAGGAUGAUGAGGAGGGAAUAUGGGCAUAACGUUUCUCAUGAAACCAAGUUCCAGUCCAAUGAAAGGGAUUAUCCACUCACUGUUGGAGGCACACAACAAUCCUAACGAGCUUUUACCCUGCAUUGAUUAACUGUCCAACCUUGGCCUAGAAUGACAUUCCAAACUCUAAAAAUGGUUUCCUGUUUUACCAGUUCACUGGGAAAUGGAGGACAACUGGGCGAGUAAAAUAACGGUUUGACACCAGAGCAGUUAUCUGAAGAGCAAGAGCAGGCAUAUGGAACAUGAUGUUGAAAUAAUUCACUGGACAUCUCUCAAGAAAUAUCACAACUUAUUAGCUGGAUGCUCUCAAAAUGUCUACAACCUGUAGAGGUUAAGCCAAGCCAUAAGUUUAUUAACAGAUGGGACAUUAAAUAAGUCCACAAUCCUUUUUAUUACAGUACAACACGCAGGUGCUAGCCUGGGGGACACUACUGGGUCUGAAAAGAUGUUCUUUGUGUGCGGGCAACUCAUGUUUAUAAUACAAUGCUGUUAGUAAUGUGUACUGAUAUAAGUACAUCUGAGUAGAGUAUGGGGCUUUACUGUUGUACUUAUAAGUAGAUUUUUUUUUGAAUGAAGCUAUUUGACAUGUUCUGUGGUUUCUCCUCUGGUAAAGGAAAUCAUUAUUAGGUAACAAAAAUACUGCAAGAAGCUUUGGACUGACUAUUGAGCUGUGAGAUUUAAGUACUUAUACAUCACUUUUCCAGGUUCCCUUCUUACUGCCAUUAAAUAUGAGAAUGUUUACUUCUUGUUCUUUAAUUCUGCAUUCAGGCUAAAUGUCUUGAUUGCUGAUGAUACUUCUGUUCCUAUAUCUGUCUAUGUGCCCAUCUAUCUAUCUAUCUAUACACACAUACAAGUAUAUAUAUAGAAACAGAUUGAUAGAUUGUCAAAAAUCUAUGAAAAUUUCUAGGCCAGAUUUGAACUCAGUUUUAAUUUAGAUGUCUGUGUACUACUGCAAGGUAAAUUAUAUAUAAUAAUACUCUGAAAUGUUUAGUACAUUAUUCUGAUGUAAGAUGUGUGUGCCUCCAACAAUGACUAGUGCAUCUAACUAGAUUUAAUGCAAUGUAAAGAAAACAAAGUGUUAAAUAUGUAUUGUACAUCUAUGAAAUAUAUAUAAGAAAGCAAUUGAACUGUGGAUACUGUGUGUAAACCACAUGCCAGAUAUCAAAAUGCCUUUUUUCUUACUUUUGUAAAACAAAAGUGGGAAAACCAGCUGUUAAGUGUUACUCUGUAAGAAAAAGAUAUUGAAACUUCCUAAGUUUAAAUAUAUGAUCUGACAGCACUGUACAUAUAUAACAUAGCAUUUUGGAAGUGUCUAUUUGCAUUGUGAUACAUACUUCCAUGAAACGUAAGUGGGAGUGCAUCAAAAAGCAUUAUAAAGGACAUCCUAAGUAAAAGAGUCAUGAAUAAUUGAUUUUUUUUUUAUUUAUCACAUCUAUGUGUCAAAAUGGAUUAUCUAAAGCCUUAAUACUUAUCAUUACAUUUUUAAAUAAUUCAGGUUAGGGUUAUGUAAAGAGCAUAUUUUUGAAGUUGUUCUAAGACUUAACUGUAGCAUCAGUCAGCUUAGAUUUUUCACCUGCUUGGUAUGUUUGAGAUGUCUUAUAGCAGUUAAUCCAUCUGACAUCAUGACCAGAUCUGAAGAUCACUGGCUUACUUGCACUUAGAUGGAUUCGCUCUGGAAUGUAUGUCAAUAUUUUGCAGUAUGAUUUUGUUUCUGUUGAAAUGCAGAUUUGGUCUGAUAUGACUAGGUUACUUUGGAGUCCUUUAAUAAUGAAAUGAUACCACAGAGCUUCGCUUUGAGAUGUGGCAAAGUUCUUGGUUUUUUGACUUAGCACAUAUGACAAAUAUUGCACUUGCAAACAUGGACAGCAAAAAAAAAAGCAGUUUUGUGUAACAUUUUUUCUUGUCACACAUAAGGAUCAUUACCUUAACAAUGCAUCUGAAUACUUGAAGUAGGAUAUUCCUACCAUGAAGAAACUUAUAUAGUUAAGUAAGAAAGUGAGUACUCAUAGGACACAAUGUGUUUAUUUAGGCAAUUUAUAUGUAAUGUGCCAAUUUUGAAAAAAGACUUCAUUUUCAAGUAUUUUGCUCCACUUGUGUUGGUGGGCAUGUGAAUUUUAAAACUUAUCAGGGUCAAAACACCUUCCCUCUGGAAAAAAAGUGGUUUGUUUUAACAAUGUUGCAGACCUGUCCAUUUGUCUCAUUUUUGUGUGACAUUUUGAAAUAUUUCAUUUCGUAUUUUGAAAUAAAAUAAAAUAAAAAACAUAAUGGCUCUGGGUUCAAAUAAACACUGUGAAAAUGAAGGGUUAUUUUAUUUAUACUUUGUUUCAUAAUUGUCUUCAUAAUGAAAUACUAGUUAUCAAAUUACAAUCUUGGCUAUAUUAAAUAAAUAAGACCUAUGAUUUGAAAGUAAGGUUGUAUUAUGCGCCAUAAUCUUAAACUUUACUGUACAGUUCUACUUUUCUAUUUAAUGCAUUUUGUGAAUCCAGAAUACACAUAGUUGAAAAUCAACUUACUUUGGAAACUGGGUUUAUGAUUUCUUUUGAAACAGUGUUUAUGAGAUGACCAUAAUGAACUUGAUAUGAAAUAAGUCUGCAAUGUUUUGUGUAGAGUGGUGUUUGAAUGUGAUGUGCUACAAAAGCAGGUCAGUAUUUCCUAUUAAUAUCCCCAUUUGCCCCUCAUCCUUGGAUUGUGCUUCUUGUGAUAAAUUCCUCAAAUGUGUGGCAUGUAAUGGAUUGUGUUAUUGAUAUGUGGUUAAAGGAUAUUGUCAAGAAACUAAGCAAUCCUCAAAAAUACCAGUGGGCAUGAAUUCUUGUCUAAUGUCUAGCCAAUGUAUAAAGUGAAAGAUAUAUCACUUUCUUUACAUUGUUAUUAUCUGUAAAAUAAAAAAAAAUGUUGAACAGCUUGUUUAUAUUACCAGAAUAAAGGUUAUCAACUUUC
Protopterus annectens (West African lungfish) is the source of this 6226-nucleotide messenger RNA. It is a transcript of the gene ERC2, whose product is annotated as ELKS/RAB6-interacting/CAST family member 2. NCBI's taxonomy places the organism in Eukaryota, Metazoa, Chordata, Ceratodontiformes, Protopteridae. Gene Ontology annotation, molecular function: structural constituent of presynaptic active zone. The coding region runs from base 412 to 3279 and encodes 955 amino acids. The record is from RefSeq and is a predicted model, not a curated record. Gene Ontology annotation, cellular component: cytoskeleton of presynaptic active zone. The transcript has 19 exons. Gene Ontology annotation, biological process: neuromuscular synaptic transmission; regulation of synaptic plasticity; maintenance of presynaptic active zone structure.